Acanthosepion pharaonis is the source of this 1494-nucleotide messenger RNA. Lineage: Eukaryota; Metazoa; Mollusca; Cephalopoda; Sepiida; Sepiidae. The record is from the annotation of a GenBank genome assembly.
AUGUUUUAUUUUUUGCAUUUUUUUUUCUCAGUGGAAUUGGUGUAUUUUUUGAAGUUCACUUCAUGCAACAUUAUCGCUCCCUUCUUUGCUUUUGUCUUGCUUUGUGGGAUUUUUUUAUUCUUUCUUUCUUUCUUUUUUUCUUUCUUUCUUUCUUUCUCUUUUAACGUCUUUUUCUUUGCAAAUAACUGUCAUCUUGUUUUUUUUUUCUUUGGUUUUCCCCUUCCUUUCUUUCGUAUUUUUUUUCUUUUUUCCUUUCCUUCUUUGUUUCUUUCAUUUUUCCUUCUUUGUUUCUUUGUUUCUUUCUUUGUUUCUUUCUUUCUUUUCAACUUAUUGUCUUCUUUCUUUUCCGUCUUUCUUCCUAUAAACGUCACCAUCUUUUCCUUUGGUUUUCCCCUUUCCCUUUUCUUUCUUUCUUUCUUUCUUUCUUUCUUUCUUUCUUUCUUUCUUUUCAACUUAUUGUCUUCUUUCUCUUCCGUCUUUCUUCCUAUAAACGUCACCAUCUUUUCCUUUGGUUUUCCCCUUUCCCUUUUCUUUCUUUCUUUCUUUCUUUCUUUCUUUCUUUCUUUUCAACUUAUUGUCUUCUUUCUUUUUCGCCUCUCUUCAGAUAACUCCUGUCUUCCAUCAAUUGCAAAUCGAUUUUUCUUUCUUUAUUAUUUCUAUUCGACUCGUUGCAUUUAUUCUUUUAAGCUUCUCUUCCUUCAUCUGUAUCAGCUUUUCUUUCCAGCUGUCUCCAAGCAAAACGUCGAACUUUCUGUUUCGGGCAGAUAUUUUUGUAUCUUUUUUUCAUUCGAGCCCAUCAUUUUUUUCAGAGUUCUAUCUGGUUUCUUUCUUUCUUUCUUUGUUUUCCAUUCUUCCCUUUUUCUUUCUUUCAUCCUUUCUUUCCAUCUCUUUUCUUGCUUUUCAUUUUCUUUUACUUACUUUUCAGUUUCUUUCUUUCUUUCUUGUUCUUUCUUUUUCUUUCUUUCUUGUUCGUUUUUUCUUUCUUUCUUUCUUUUUCUUUCUUUCUUUUUUCUUUCUUUCUUUGUUUUCCUUUCUUGCCUUUUUCUUUCUUUCAUCCUUUCUUUCCAUCUCUUUCCUUGCUUCUCAUUUUCUUUUACUUACUUUUCAGUUUCUUUCCUUCUUUCUUUCUUUCUUUUUUUCUUUCUUCUCUUGUUUUUUUUCUUUUCUUUCUUUUCUUUUUUCUUUUUUUUUUCUUUCUUUCUUUUGUUUUCCUUUUCUUGCCUUUUUCUUUCUUUCAUCCUUUCUUUCCAUCUCUUUUCUUGUUUCUCAUUUUCUUUUACUUACUUUUCAGUUUCUUUCUUUCUUUCUUUCUUUCUUUCUUUCUUUCUUGUUCGUUUUUUCUUUCUUUCUUUCUUUUUUUUUCUUUCUUUUCUUUCUUUUCUUUUUCCUUUUUUUCUUUUCUUGGUUUCUUUUUCUUUUUAUAAAAUUAGGACAAAUUACAAAAAUUUCAGUUUCUUUCUUUUGAAUUUCUUUUCGUUUUUCUUUCUUUCUUAA